AUGUCUAAACGCGGCCCUUCAGUUUUGGUGACAGACGCGCGCGACCGACCGUCAGCACGCGGCAGCGCAAGCCGCGGAGCCCCUGCGAGGGCAGGGCAGGGCGGUGCCGGGCGAGACAAGAUGCCCAUGCGCUUCGUCUCGGUCGACAACGUACUGCAAUACGCCUCCGAAAUUCCAUCCGGCCAACCGCGUGUGCCACCACCGGGUCAGCAAGGUGCCCACCUCCACCAUGCGCGACCCGGGGGUGGCCCGUCGACGCGACGGAACAGCCACGGAGGUCUCCCCACGCUAGCCAGCAUACGAACUGGCCUUCAGAACGUGCCAAGCCGCACGACCAAGAUCAGCGAAAAGCUAGUCCUGCUGCCCGAGAUGGAGAAGGGCGAUGAGGACGAGGACGAGGAGGAUGCCGACGGGGAAUCACUGCCGCCUCCAGUGCUGCGGCAGGACAGCUCCGAAGACAGGCCACUGCGUGACGAGGAGCUCGACGUUUUGCGCAAGAGGGGUGGAAUCAGAGGCAAAAGCUUCGCUGAGAGGCUACCCAAGGUCCAGCGGGGAGAUCGCGUGUCGAGGCUCACGGCAUAUUGCACCGCCCAGGCGGUCAAGAUGAAACCAACGGCGGAUUUCCUGCGGACCAAACUCGGUGCCAAGACCAAGCUAUAUGACGACUGUCUCUAUACCGUCUUCCAUCUGCCCUUGCUUCCCGGAACCGAUGGGUACCGGGUCCGGAGCCGACCGGUACUGAAAACUCCAGGCACGGGUAAGACGGUGCUGGAUAUUGAAAUCGAGCGGAGCGAGAGGCGGGACGAACAUAUGGGCUACUUUUACGAGUAUCCGACGACGGAGGAAGGCAUUGAUGUCUCCGCGCCGGUAAACGGGAGCCACGACAUGGCCAUGAAUGGUCCAAGCCCAGUGGACAGGCUGGUGGCCGAAGCCAAAUCUUUUGCAGAGAUGUUUGUCUUUUCGUACGGUGUUGUUGUGUUCUGGAACUUCACCGAGAACCAGGAAAAGGAUAUCCUGGCCGACAUGACAUUUUCGGAGAAUGAGGAAGGUUUGUCUCUACAAACCCGACCACUGGACCAAGAGGACUACGAGACGGAGGAGUUUCACUUUGAUUACAGCGCCGAUGUAAAGAGGCCGCGGGUGUUCAACGACAUGAUCACGUUGUUGCCAAGGAGCGAUCACAUGGUCAAGCUGACUAUCAGCCACGCCAUUGCUCAAAGCACCAAGCUGUGCUACUUUGAGGAGAAGAUGGGGGAAACGAUGCUGGAUGCCCAACACGUGCCCAAGCAACUGGCUUUGACGGGAGAACUCGCCAUGACGAGGACUGAAAUCGUAAAGAUACUCGGAAGAUUGUUUAAAAGCCGUGUUGACAUCAACCUUUCAUCCAACAUACUUGACGUACCGAACUUCUUCUGGGACUCGGAGCCGACGUUGCACCCUCUGUAUGUUGCAAUCCGGGACUACCUCGAGAUAGAUCAGCGCAUCAAGGUUCUCAAUGAGCGAUGUCGGGUGUUUCUUGAUCUGGCCGAAAUAUUGUCAGACUCGGUAGCAGAUGCAAAGAUGAGCUCCAUCACCUGGAUCAUCAUUAUCCUCAUUGUGGUCAGCAUUCUGGUUACAGUAACCGAGGUGACACUGAGGUUUGGAAUAUUAGAGAAGGAGAGAGGGAAAAAGGGGGUUGGUGAUGAAGGUGGGCAGCCGGAGCUGAAGAGUGAUUUGUUGAGUCGGCUGAGGGAUGCGAAUAUCUCUUUAGAUGAACUGCGGAUCUGGGGUCAGGGGCUGAGUGAACCCGAAAAGGGUGCAGUAUGUGGCUCAACGUACGUGGGCAGGACAUUUGCGGGUGCUUGA
Molecule: messenger RNA, 1845 nt
Organism: Pyricularia oryzae 70-15
Lineage: Eukaryota; Fungi; Ascomycota; Sordariomycetes; Magnaporthales; Pyriculariaceae
Product: Sad1-interacting factor 3
Exons: 3
Coding region: 1-1845 (614 amino acids)
Source: RefSeq, a predicted model, not a curated record